Molecule: messenger RNA, 1380 nt
Organism: Parnassius apollo (apollo)
Lineage: Eukaryota; Metazoa; Arthropoda; Insecta; Lepidoptera; Papilionidae
Source: the annotation of a GenBank genome assembly
AUGUAUUUAUCGUCUAUCAGUUCCCGCUUGCUUCUAUAUGACACCAACAGUUGGGAUUUAAAAAAGUCUUACGGCUGUUACGAUGGGAUACUAAGGGACAUAUCUUGGAGCGACGACAGUAAAUAUAUUUUACAGGUUAACUCCAAAGGUCUGGUUGAUGUAUUGAGUCCUGCAGAUCAUGAAGUUCGAAGCUUACAGCAAAUUCCAUUAAAGGAUACAUGGUCAGCUAGUUUUCAACGUGAUGGUCAUCGUAAUAUUGCUGUGGGAACAAAAAGCGGUAAUGUUAUGAUAUGGGACACCAAGAAUAAAACUAUAACCAAAACAUUUCCAACACCUUCACUGCCUUCUUGUGUUAACUUCGUCAGUUAUAACGCUAAAAACACAAGCUUAGCCGCUACUAUGUUAAAUGGCGAUACAAUAAUUUACGGCCUUGUAUCUAAUAUUCCCGUAAUGACGGUAAAACUUUCUUGCUCUAAAAGCAUUUCCGCUAUGAAAUUCCACCAUGAUUCUAGAUCUUUGCUAGGACUUGCUACUGAUGAAGGACAUGUAGUACUUAGAGAUAUCACUACAAACAAGGACAAAAACUAUUUUGAAAACAUUCACGCAUCACCUGUAAGUGACAUUGCAUUUUCUCUAAUAAAUAAGGAUGUAUUACUAUCAAGUGGUUAUGAUAAAAUCAUGCAUGUGUAUGAUAUAAGAUUGCAAAAUGUAGUUUCUACUACAAGAACAUCAUAUACACUGACUUCACUAGCAAUCAAUCUGGAAAACCAAGUUGCACUCGGCACAAAAAAAGGCUAUAUCCUAGUUUAUGAUCUUCGUGAUUUAACAAAUCCAUUUAAAGUAUUACGAGAUCAUGAAACAGAGGUGUGUAAAGUUGCAUUUCAACCACUUAGAAAGAAAACCUUUUCAGCAGAUGUGAGUCUUAGAGAGGAUGUUGAAGCAAACUCACCUCUUAAAAUACAGUCUCCAGUGAGAACAAGGACAUCUGACUUGUUUUUCAUAAGUGAUACACCACCAAAGAAUAAUUUAGAUGUAUCUGGACAAGUAGUGGAUAAUAAAGUUGAUUCAUUCCUUGUUAUGAUGGGUCUUGAUAAAUCAAAUGUUGAUUUUGAUGAUGAUGCUAACAAAUCAUCUGAAUAUGAGAAGAAUAGUGAUAAACAUGAAAUGAGAUAUCAUCAGUUGGAUGCUGAAAAGAACAUAAACAAAAUAUCUACACCAAUUACUAGUAGGACUGCUGACAACUUGGGUUUCCCUUCACCUUUACUUAUUCCAAAUGGUGCAAUGGAAGACUGUAGGAACUCAUGUAACAAUAUUAUGUCUAAUAUUAAACCGCCAAAUAUUAAUGCUCAGGAAGUUAGCUUAGAUUCGAAAACAAUUUGA